Molecule: messenger RNA, 1539 nt
Organism: Sclerotinia sclerotiorum 1980 UF-70
Lineage: Eukaryota; Fungi; Ascomycota; Leotiomycetes; Helotiales; Sclerotiniaceae
Exons: 1
Coding region: 1-1539 (512 amino acids)
Source: RefSeq, a predicted model, not a curated record
AUGACGACUCCUGCGAGAUCACCAAUUAGACAACAUGGUCCACUUCUCCUACCAAAAAUCCGUCCACAAGAUCAGGAGAUUAGUGCUUCUCCCUCAACUGCCAUGAGAGUAACCAAAUCAUCGAAAAAGAGUGCUGCUGGUCAUGCACUCAAACAUAAUAGGAGUUACACGAAUCCCGAGAAAAUCGUGUUUAACUCUGAUAUCUUCCCUUCCAGUACUCGUCCAAUGUCUACUCUAUGCUCGCCAAUGCAUGCUGUUCAGUCUAUUGAAAGUCAACAUAGACGUUCCUCAAGUUCUAGUCUCGAUGGUCAAACACUAGGCAAAUAUGGAUUCCCAACAUACCGUCAAAUGCCAAGCUACAUUCAACAAUCCCCAAAUCUGUCAGUCAUGGAAUCAUACUCACCACAACCACACGAGCGCUAUCCUACCCCCGCACGUGAACCAUCUCCCCUAGCUCAAAGUAUCAACAUAGAUGAUAUCACUCCAACCCAUCUCGACAAUGGUUUAACCACUAACCUCGCCACCUACCUCACCUCCCAAAACCCAGCUCCAGCUCUCGUCCGUCAACUUAAUAUCCACGUCCGUGACACCAACGCAAAACAUUUCUGGUGGGAUAUCCGACAAAUCCGACCCUGGACCUCUUUCAACACUGACACCAUCUCCUCGAUUCCGGGUUUUCACAGCCUUCUAAACUUAAGUCUCCCAUCCAAUAUUUUCCACCAACCAUCUCGCGCCUGUUCCAACCCGGAAAACGAACAAGAACUCCAAAAUAUCUACACCCAAUUUUACGCCACAAAAUUAAACCACGCUCUUUCCAUUUCCCAAGGAACACGUCAUCUAAUGAUUCGCGCAUCAUCCGCCAUGGCUCAAAAAUCCGGUGAUCCGUCAUACAUCUCAAAUUACACAGAUGAUAACUCCAAACUCAUCUACGGACGAGGAUUAGGACGUGUAGUUGGACUCGUCAAAUCAUUUGAUCGCUGGAAUACUGGUAUGCGCGUUGAAGGAAACCAUCGCAAGGUCGAGUAUCUCCGGGGUCUCGCCCAUUUACACAAAUGUAUGCGAGAAAACAACUGUCGCUACGGAUUCAUCAUGACAGAAAUCGAACUUGUAGUAGUAAGAAACGGCUCAGAAAGUAUCCCCCACUUCGGCUAUCUCGAAGUCCAAACCAUCCAACUCGCCGCUCACUCUACUCCUCCUUGCACUUCCACUUCUACAUUCUCCGAGGUGCCAUCUUCAUUCCCCCAACACGAAGCAGCAGAUUCAAAUGUGCAUGAAAACCCUCUUAAAAUGACAGCUUUACUCGCUCUUUGGUAUCUCCAUAUGUUAGCACGUGAUGAGAUUCUUCCCGGACAAGUGGGUUGGAAGACGGAGAUUGGAGCGCCGGCUGAAGGGACGAGGAGGAAGAUUUUGCCGAAGGAUGACUGGAUUCCUGAACCGCAGUUGGCUGAGAAGAGAGAGGCGAAGAGGGGGAGGGGGUGGGUUUGGCCUGAGGAGAGUGUUGGGAGGAAGGAGUUGGGGAAGAGGGGGGUUAGGUAUUAG